Messenger RNA from Panthera uncia (snow leopard), 6269 nucleotides. It is a transcript of the gene SHPRH, whose product is annotated as SNF2 histone linker PHD RING helicase. Lineage: Eukaryota; Metazoa; Chordata; Mammalia; Carnivora; Felidae. Gene Ontology annotation, biological process: DNA damage response; nucleosome assembly; protein polyubiquitination. The transcript is spliced from 31 exons. Gene Ontology annotation, cellular component: nucleosome; nucleus. Gene Ontology annotation, molecular function: ATP-dependent chromatin remodeler activity; DNA binding; structural constituent of chromatin. The record is from RefSeq and is a predicted model, not a curated record. The coding region runs from base 244 to 5301 and encodes 1685 amino acids.
CACCUUGACCCUACGCUCCAGCGCGCACCCGGUAGCUGGGACCUCUGGUUUCUGGGCCCCCCGGGAACCCCAACACAAACCAGCGUAAAGCGCGCGUGCCCAUCUCAGACGGGUGUUCGGUGGGUGGUGAAUGCUUGCCCGGGACUUGUGGGGGGCUUUAGUGGAGCCCCGAGCCUUGGUGCAGAGUGUCUCAAGAGGCUUGGAGAACCAGAGUUCACAGUUGCCAACCAAGAAAACUUGAAAAUGAGCAGCCGACGGAAACGUGCUCCCCCAGUGAGAGUUGAUGAAGCAAAGCAACAGCAGCUUCGCUGGAAUAUGCAUGAAGACAGAAGGAAUGAGCCUCUCAUCCUAACUGAUGAGGAGCACCCCUGCUCAGGUUCAGAUUUCUCUUCUGCUCACUGCAUCAUCCUCGGUGAUAGCCUACAAGAAGAAGUGGCUCACAGAGAUAAGAAGAGGUGUUUGGAAGCAGUGAGCAUCGCAAAAUCGGUUGAUAAAGAAGAGACCAGUGGCAUUCUUUCUCCUCUGUCUGUAAAGCUGAAUAUUGUGAUUUCUCCCUAUCACUUUGAUAAUUCUUGGAGGGCAUUUCUAGGAGAAUUCACUCUUCAGCUCCUUCCCGAACAGAGUUUAACUGAAGAUUUUUCAGAAAGGAGUUUUACACUGAUGAGUUCAGAGUCAAGCGGUCAGUUCCUGAUUUAUGUUAAUUCAGAAAGUGAAGAUGCAGAGAAACAAGAAAAAGGACUCAACAAGCCAGUCAGUAUUUGUGAUAAUGGUAUUCGAGUGGAAUCAUCUUUCAGUGGUGAAAUGCUUGAAGAUUUGGGGUGGCUACAAAAGAAGAGAAGAAUAAAACUUUACCAAAAACCAGAAGGGAAUCACAUUAUUAAGGUUGGAAUUUAUCUUUUGGAAGGUGGCCUAGCAAAACUAGACUUUUUGAGUGAUGCAAAUUCAAGAAUGAAGAAGUUUAAUCAGCUUAUGAAAAGAGUGAUGGAAAAGUUGUACAAUUUUAUUAUUCCAGAUGUGUUGGAAGAGGAUGAAGAAGAUUCAGAGAGUGAGCCAGAGGGACAGGACAUCGAUGAGCUCUAUCAGUUUGUGAAGCAGACACAUCAGCAAGAAACGCAGUCCAUCCAAGUGGAUGUCCAGCAUCCUGCGUUGAUUCCUGUGCUGAGACCAUACCAAAGAGAGGCUGUCAAUUGGAUGCUACAACAAGAGCAUUUCAGAAGCGCUCCUGCUAGUGAAAAUACCCUGCAUUUCUUAUGGCAAGAGAUUGUUACAUCUGAGGGUUUGAAACUCUACUACAAUCCGUACACAGGCUGCAUCAUCCGUGAUUACCCAAAUGCUGGGCCACAGUUGCUUGGCGGAAUCUUAGCAGAUGAGAUGGGUCUUGGAAAGACAGUGGAGGUUUUGGCUCUGAUUCUGACACAUACCCGACAAGAUGUCAAACAAGAUGCUCUCACUCUUCCUGAGGGAAAAGUGGUGAAUUAUUUCAUUCCAUCACAUCAGUCUGGAGGAAAAGUAAAAAACACAGAAACCCCAAAUACGGAAUUUGAACCAAAAGAAAAAGUUCAGUGUCCCCCUACACGUGUGAUGAUCCUGACGGCUGUGAAAGAAAUGAAUGGAAAAAAAGGAGUUUCCAUCCUUUCCAUCUAUAAGUAUGUCAGUUCUAUAUAUAGAUACGAUGUUCAGCGGAACAGGAGUCUUCUGAAACGGAUGCUGAAAUGUUUAAUUUUUGAAGGUCUUGUGAAACAGAUCAAAGGGCAUGGUUUUUCUGGGACUUUUACAUUGGGGAAGAAUUACAAGGAAGAAGAUACAUAUGAUAAAACAAAAAAGCAGGCAAUAGGGAGUCCAAGGAAAAUUCAGAAAGAAUCCAGAAAAUCAGGGAACAAAGACACAGAUUCUGAAUACUUGCCAUCAAACACAUCUGAUGAUGAUGAUGAUCCUUAUUAUUAUUACUAUAAGCCUCGGAAAAAUCGUAGUAAAUUCAAGAAAAAGCCUGUUCUAUCCACAAAAAAGGGAAAAGGUCAGCCUAAUAUCAAUCUCAGUUCACAAGAUCACUGUCCAGCUACCAGUGACUCUGGAAUUACUGAUGUUACCACAUCUAAAAGUACAUGUAUCUUUGAAAUCAAGGAAGAACGUGGAGCAAAGGACCAAGCUGAAUCUUUAAACCCUACCGACGGUGAUGUGCCACAAUCUAAUAUCAGGAGUCCCUGUAAUUCCUCAGAUUAUCGCUUUGAGUGCAUAUGUGGUGAGCUUGAUCAGGUAGACCGUAAACCUCGUGUUCAGUGCCUGAAAUGCCACCUAUGGCAACAUGCAAAAUGUGUGAAUUAUGAAGAGAAGAAUCUGAAGAUUAAGCCUUUUUACUGCCCCCAUUGCCUUGUUGCAAUGGAGCCAGUAUCAACACGAGCAACUCUGAUCAUCUCGCCCAGUUCCAUUUGUCAUCAGUGGGUGGAUGAAAUCAACAGGCACGUGAGGUCAUCAUCUCUUCGAGUCUUGGUAUAUCAAGGAGUGAAGAAAGAUGGUUUUUUACAGCCUCACUUUUUGGCUGAACAGGAUAUAGUUAUCAUUACCUAUGAUGUCCUUCGUUCAGAACUUAACUAUGUAGAUAUCCCACAUAGCAACAGUGAGGAUGGGCGUCGUUUACGGAACCAGAAGCGCUAUAUGGCCAUUCCCAGCCCCCUAGUAGCUGUGGAGUGGUGGAGGAUCUGCCUUGAUGAAGCCCAGAUGGUUGAAUGUCCUGCUGUAAAAGCUGCAGAAAUGGCUCAGCGCUUGAGUGGGAUUAAUCGCUGGUGUAUCAGUGGCACUCCAGUACAGAGAGGAUUGGAGGAUCUUUUUGGGUUGGUGGUCUUUCUUGGUAUUGAACCUUACUGUGUCAAACACUGGUGGGUUCGACUUCUCUAUCGCCCUUACUGCAGGAAGAAUCCUCAGCUCCUCUACAGCUUUAUUGCCAAGAUACUAUGGAGGUCUGCAAAGAAAGAUGUGAUUGACCAAAUCCAGAUACCCCCUCAGACAGAAGAAGUCCACUGGCUUCACUUUUCUCCAGUGGAAAGACAUUUCUAUCACCGCCAGCAUGAAGUGUGCUGCCAGGAUGCAGUAGUAAAGCUCAGGAAGAUUUCUGACUGGGCACUGAAGCUCAGCAGCCUGGACCGAAGGACGGUCACCUCCAUUCUAUAUCCACUGCUGAGGCUCAGGCAGGCCUGCUGCCACCCACAGGCCGUUCGUGGGGAGUUUUUGCCACUCCAGAAAAGCACCAUGACAAUGGAAGAGCUGCUAACAUCUCUACAGAAGAAAUGUGGAACAGAGUGUGAAGAAGCACAUCGGCAACUAGUCUGCGCUCUCAAUGGCUUAGCAGGCAUCCACAUCAUUAAAGGUGAGUAUGCCGUGGCAGCAGAACUGUACAGAGAAGUGUUGCGUUCAUCUGAGGAACACAAAGGAAAGCUCAAAACCGAUUCACUCCAAAGACUUCAUGCUACCCAUAACUUGAUGGAAUUGUUGGUAGCCAAGCAUCCAGGAAUACCUCCUACCUUACGAGAUGGCAGACUUGAAGAAGAGGCCAAACAGCUGCGAGAGCAUUACAUGAGCAAGUGUAACACGGAAGUUGCAGAAGCACAGCAGGCUGUGCAGCCGGUGCAGCAGACCGUCCGGGAGCUCCAGAGAAAGAUUUAUUCAAAUUCUCCUUGGUGGCUGAAUGUGAUCCACAGAGCAAUAGAAUUCUCUAUUGACGAGGAACUUGUUCAGCGAGUGCGAAAUGAAAUAACCAGCCACUACAAGCAACAAACUGGGAAGCUUUCUAUGUCAGAGAAGUUCCAUGACUGCAGAGGUCUUCAGUUCUUACUUACAACACAAAUGGAAGAGCUGAAUAAAUUCCAGAAGCUAGUAAGAGAGGCUGUAAAAAACCUGGAGGGACCUCCAUCUCGUAAUGUUAUUGAAUCAGCAACAAUCUGCCACCUCCGACCAACCAGACUUCCUCUCAACUGUUGUGUCUUUUGUAAGGCGGAUGAAUUGUUCACAGAGUAUGAAUCAAAGCUGUUUUCCCACACAGUCAAAGGCCAGACUGCAAUAUUUGAGGAGAUGAUAGAAGAUGAAGAAGGACUGGUGGAUGAUCGAAUACCCACCACCAGCCGGGGUUUGUGGGCAGUAAGUGAGACAGAGCGAUCUAUGAAAGCAUUGCUAUCAUUUGCAAAAUCACAUAGAUUUGAUGUUGAAUUCAUUGAUGAAGGAAGUACUUCAAUGGAUCUUUUUGAAGCAUGGAAAAAGGAAUAUAAGUUGCUUCAUGAAUAUUGGAUGGCUCUAAGGAAUCGUGUAUCUGCUAUUGAUGAACUUGCAAUGGCUACAGAACGACUGAGAGUGCGUCAUCCUAGGGAGCCAAAGCCCAACCCACCUGUUCUUCAUAUCAUUGAACCACAUGAGGUAGAACAAAAUCGUAUAAAACUACUAAAUGAUAAAGCUGUUGCUACAUCACAACUUCAGAAGAAACUUGGGCAGCUUCUUUACCUAACUAACUUGGAGAAGUCUCAAGAUAAAACAUCAGGAGGCAUUAAUCCAGAACCUUGUCCAAUCUGUGCUCGGCAGCUGGGAAAACAGUGGGCAGUACUGACCUGUGGACACUGCUUCUGUAAUGAAUGCAUCUCAAUUAUUAUUGAACAGUACAGCGUAGGGUCUCACAGAAGCUCCAUUAAGUGUGCCAUCUGCCGCCAGACCACAUCUCACAAAGAAAUCUCGUACGUCUUCACCUCAGAGAAAGCCAGCCAGGAAGAGGACAUCCCUGUGAAGGGCAGCCAUUCUACCAAAGUGGAAGCUGUGGUCAGAACUCUGAUGAGAAUCCAGCUCAGAGACCCGGGCGCUAAAGCACUGGUCUUCUCAACGUGGCAAGAUGUAUUAGAUAUUAUUUCAAAAGCCCUCACUGACAACAACAUGGAAUUUGCUCAGAUCAGCCGUGUUAAGACAUUUCAGGAGAACCUCUCAGCAUUUAAACAUGAUCCCCAAAUCAAUAUUUUGCUGCUGCCCCUGCACACAGGUUCUAACGGAUUAACUAUCAUUGAAGCAACUCAUGUUCUCUUGGUGGAGCCCAUUUUGAACCCUGCCCACGAGCUUCAGGCCAUUGGGAGGGUACACCGAAUUGGACAGACCAAACCUACUAUUGUACACAGAUUCUUAAUUAAGGCAACAAUAGAAGAAAGAAUGCAAGCCAUGCUGAAAACUGCUGAGAAGAGUCACACGAACUCAUCGGUGAAGCAUCCAGAGGCCUCUGUCUUAACCUUGGCUGAUCUGGCAGACCUGUUUACCAAAGAAACUGAAGAACUUGAAUGAAGUACACUUGAUUCAAUCCACAGACUUUAAUGACUUCUCUCAAGGACUAGUAUUUGAUCUUUGGAACAAGAGAAUGUCAUAUUUACAUAAGCAAAUAAUUGCAACUGAUAACAACUGAGUGUUUCUUCUUCUGUGAAGAAUUAAUGGACUUUGAAGUCACUAAAGAAGGAGUAGCUUGUUUUAUCCUAGCCAUUUGAUGUAAUACAGAGGUUCUUGUUUUGUUUUCUUUGAGCCUUCAGAGUUUUAAAUGACCCUCAGGACUCAUUAGCUCCUACUCAGCUGCCCAGAAAACUGUAAUAGAAAUAUCCCUUAUAUCAUAUUUGUCCAAGAAGCUUUGGUGCUUAGUUAAGGUGCAUUUUCUUAUUCUAGGUUUAUAGGGUGACAUAAUUCAACUGAAGAAAACACACACAUGUUUUUGGUGCUUAUUCCUCAGUCGAAGGAAGAUAUGCAUCAAUUCUUUUAUAUGAAAUUAAACAAAACUAUUAUUUUUGUAGCUCUUUACAUAUUACAAAGAGCUUUCCUAUACAUUCACAUUCAGCUUUAAUUUGCCCAAUAAUCCUGUGAAGUUGAUGUAACUAUUAUCAUUCCUGUUUUGAAGUUGGAGAACCAAGGUUCAGAAAUACAGAGAGCCAUGCUUGUGACACGUAGCAAGGAAGCAGUGGAACCCAGGUCCCCUACUCCAAAUCUCAUGGUCUUUCUGUAAAUCCUGUGUCAUACUGAGAUUCAGAAGGCCCAUGGUUGUAAUUUAAUGAUGAGCAUGUUUCAGUAUUUCUGUUUGUUUCCUAGUAUUCCUUUUUGAGCUAAAGUUUUAGGGAAAACAAUUUGAUAUGCUUCAAUUUUGUAAAAAAAGAAAAAAUAUAUAUAUAUAAAUAUACCUAUCUGUAUUAGAAAAAAAAAAAAACGUUCUUAUUUAUUUCUGUAAGAUAUCAUUAAUUAAAUAAAUAUUUUAGUGGAAAUUGAAACUUGGG